This is a messenger RNA of Carassius carassius (crucian carp), 1706 nucleotides long. RefSeq names its product transmembrane protein 127 (gene tmem127). The record is from RefSeq and is a predicted model, not a curated record. Gene Ontology annotation, biological process: negative regulation of cell population proliferation; negative regulation of TOR signaling. Lineage: Eukaryota; Metazoa; Chordata; Actinopteri; Cypriniformes; Cyprinidae. Bases 386 to 1099 code for a protein of 237 amino acids. Gene Ontology annotation, cellular component: membrane. The transcript is spliced from 4 exons.
AGGAAACGGAAGUCCGAGGAGAGGCUCUCUCCGUCUGAUGGAGGAAGUGGACGGACUAUUGUUUACGUUUUUUACCCGAAACCAACAAUAAAACACACGAAAAUGACACCGAUAUAGCGGAGCCCAGGGGAAUUCUGAAACUGAACACCGUAUAUGUUAGUUUUACUAAGUUGUUUUAUAUCUCGGUGGGAUCUGAGAAGGUUUUAAAGGGUUUUGUGUGUGUUGUGAAGGCCAAUGAUCAAAUUUGAUUAAAAACUGACGGAGGAGUUUCAGUUACAGCAAACAGUGCCCGGCGGAGGUCAAGAAACCCGAGAUCUGUCCACACUCACUCCAGUAUAUUUGAGUUUUAUUUUUUUAAUCUAGGCUUUUCAGAGUGUUUAAGAGCAUGUACGCACCCCCGGGAACAGCUGUGCCAGGAAACCGGAGGAGGAGAGCUGGAACAGCCCUACCUAAACAUCCAGAGCGGAGUUUAGCCUCGGCACUGCCUGGGGCACUUUCAAUCACUGCACUCUGUACGGCCCUGGCAGAACCAGCCUGGCUCCGUGUCCAUGGUGGAAACUGUCCCAGACAAGAGCUCGGUGUCGCAGAUGUCCUGGGAUAUGUAGAUGACAAACUCAUCAAGGAUUACUGUAUCAACUCUCAGUCCAUCCUGCUCAUGCGGGUCAUUGCUGCUUUCUGUUUCUUGGGCAUUUUGUGCAGCCUCACGGCAUUUCUGUUGGAUGUCUUUGGACCCAAACAUCCAGCCCUCAAGAUCACACGCAGAUACGCUUUCGCUCACAUCCUCACAGUGCUCCAGUGUGCUACAGUCAUCGGCUUCUGCUACUGGGCCUCUGAACUGAUUCUGUCCCUGCAGCAGCAGCACAAGAAAUACCACGGCUCACUCAUCUACGUCACUUUUGCCAUCAGCUUCUACCUGGUGGCCGGUGCAGGCGGAGCCUCCAUUUUAGCCACGGCGGCCAACCUGCUCCGUCAUUACCCCACCGAGGAGGAGGAGCAGGCCCUGGAGCUCCUCUCAGAGAUGGAGGAGAGCAGUGAAACAUACCCAGCUGACUAUGACAUUGCCAACCAAUUCCAGCCUCCGCCGGCAUAUACACCCUGAUCGCCAGCCGCUGUCGCCCCACGCAUCCCCUAUGCCAUCCUUUGGCCUUCAUAUAGAGAAAUGAUGUUCAGAUUUUAGGUGCGCCAUCAAAAACGACUAUAUAUUCAGUAUUCCAGAUCAUGCCGAAUGCCCAAAUCCAUGCACACAUUUAAAUGAGUGUCUUACUUUGGCAGACAGAGCUUGCGUGCAUGGAAUAAAACAAAGAGAAUAAUUAUGCCAUUGCUUGUAGGAUUCCAUUCAAAUUCAUCUUGCAGUUGUUUGCAUGUAUCUGGCGAUAAAACCCCACAGAUUUUUGCUUUUUCGCCAUGCUUUAUUAUUAAAUAAAGACUUGAAAUAUGUACAGCAUCUCAGCAUUAUGCUUGUUGAAGAUGCAUUUCCCAGGAGCCUCUUUGGCACACUAAACUGUGGGGAGUUAAUUUUAUUUUUUUCUUAAGGUUUGUCUUUUUAUAAUUUUUUGCUUCAUCACAGGUUUAUCACGUUUUCCAUUUUAAAUGUUGAGCUGCACUUUUGACUUUUUAAAAUCAUGCUAGGUAUCAAAGUAUCCUUUAAUUUAUUUUAAUUAAUCAAUAGUCCGUAUCUGCACACUUCUGGAUGUAUCCCAUUGCAU